AUGGCACUCUUAACUUUCAAGUCUUCUUUGGAAGACCCAUCAAAUCGUUUAUCUUCAUGGCAAGAAGGCAGCCAACAUAAAAACUGUUGCAGUUGGCAUGGUAUUGGAUGCUCAUAUGACACUUUUCAUGUUGUAUCAAUCGACCUCCGGAAUGUACACUUAGAAAAUUAUAUGGACGAAGCUAUGAACGGUGAAGAAACCGUCAUCCAACUAAGCAGUUCAUUAACAGGUAAACUGUCUCCUUCUCUAUUCAACCUUACUCAUUUAGAGUAUCUAGAUCUUGCCUUCAAUGAUUUUCAUAAUCUGGAACCGGAAAUCCUAUUUCGGUUUUCUGAGCUAACUAAACUCACCCACCUUGAUCUCUCAAACACCAACUUUACAUCAUCAAUUUCCACACAUUUCGGCAACUUAUCAUCUUUAGUAUACCUUGAUCUAUCUUGCAAAUCAAUCUCUUAUUUUCAUGGAGAUUAUUUUCCUUUUCCUUAUAUUCCUACGUUUUGCUUAAAUUCGUCAUCUACACAAUGGAUGAGAGGUUUAGUAAAUCUCCAGGUACUAAGGUUGAGUGGUAUUGAUCUAUCUGAUCAGGCCACAUCUUCAAAACUGAAUUUCGCACAUCAUAUUCCAUAUCUUUCGAAUCUUAGGAAACUCGACAUCUCUAAUUGCAGGAUAUAUGACCCAAUCCGUCAUAAGUUUCACAAUCUUUCCCGUCUAGUCUCUCUUAAAAUGGGUGGCAACUUCUUUAAUUCCUUAAUACCAUUACAACUGGCUAAUUUAACUGCACUUAUAACUCUUGAAUUACCUUCUUGUGGUUUAUAUCAAGGUUCGUCGAUUCCUUAUCUUCCUCAACUUAAAGAGAUUGAUGUGAGUGACAAUCCAUAUCUUCACACUGAUCUAACUAGAAUGUUUCCCAGCAGUUGGCCUAAAUUACAAAAACUUCAGAUAUCAUCAACUAAUGCAACUGGAUACAUUCCGAGUUCAAAUGCACCACAAUUAGUCAGUUUUUCUGCCUCAGGGUGUUCAAUUCAAGGAUCCUCCGUGCCUUUUUCAUUCUACAAUCUUUCUCUGUUGCAGUAUCUAGACCUCUCCAAUAAUAACAUUACAAGUAAUCUUUCUUCGAUCUCCAGUUUAAAAAAACUACACUUUCUCGACUUGUCUCACAAUAAUUUUCAAGGACCCAUACCAAGUUCAAUCUGCAAAAAAUUUCUACUUCGACAACUUUUUUUAGAUAGUAAUAAUAUCACAGGAGUAUUACCAAGUUGCAUUACCAUGCUCAAAAACCUUGUUGACAUUCGUAUAUCUAAUAACGCUAUCCGGGGCACUGUCUCACUGAUCUCUUUGAUUAGCAAAUUCAAACUAACAAGUCUAGACCUGUCCUCAACUAAGCUGACCAUUGACGUAGAUGAACGCGUGCAUCUGUACUCUAAACCUACAUUGGAGACUUUAAAACUGGGGAAACUGCAUCCGAACGUAUUCCCUACUUUCAGUUGCAAUUUGACUCAUCUUAAGCAAUUGAAUUUGUCUCAUUCCAACCUCAUGGGACCUAUUCCUUCUUGCAUCUCCGAACUCAAAAAUCUCUUGUACUUGGAUUUGUCUAACAACAAACUCCGUGGUCCUCUUCCUGUUUUACCUCAAGGUAUCUAUCAUUUGGAUUUAUCACAAAACAAGCUUGAUGGUGAGAUCUCAUUAAAAGCUGGAGAAAGAAUAUCGAGUGCUAGAGAAAUUAGUCUAAAUGGGAACAAACUUUCGGGUACCAUUCCAUUUUCAAUAUGUUCACCAGAACCAAGGAAAACAUAUGAUCCGGUAUUCAUUGAUCUCUCAAAAAACAAACUGUCUGGGACUAUACCUUCUAGUAUAGGGUCAUGCAGUUUACUUUGGUAUUUAAACCUAGGCAACAACAAUCUUUCUGGAAAUGUUCCGAAUGAACUUCAACAAGUAGAACGUCUACAAUAUCUUCAAUUAAGCCAUAACAACCUCAAUGGUACUUUCCCCAAGUCCAUAGAAAAACUUUACUCCUUGCAAGGUCUCGACUUAGGAUAUAACAACUUUGAAGGUAAUAUACCGUCUGGUUUUGGUUCACCGACUGACCUUAGGAUUAUUUCUUUAAGGUCAAACAAGUUCAAUGGGUCCAUUCCUAUAGGGAUUUACAAUACCUUUUUCCUUCAAAUAUUAGACUUGUCAAUAAACAAUUUCUCAGGUCCCAUUUCAAGAGAAAUAACAAAGUUGAUGAUGCUAAAAGUUACAACUACUCUGUACCUAAGCCGAACGCAAAAUGGUAAAAUGCAAUUUCAGUUAGCCAUUAAAGGCAGCGUGGCACAAUUUGAUGAUCUAUACGAAUAUAGUUCAGGAAUUGAUCUAUCAUGCAACAUUCUGGAUGGCAAAUUCCCACAGAGAUAG
This is a messenger RNA of Papaver somniferum (opium poppy), 2394 nucleotides long. RefSeq names its product LRR receptor-like serine/threonine-protein kinase FLS2. Gene Ontology annotation, molecular function: protein binding. Bases 1 to 2394 code for a protein of 797 amino acids. NCBI's taxonomy places the organism in Eukaryota, Viridiplantae, Streptophyta, Magnoliopsida, Ranunculales, Papaveraceae. The transcript has a single exon. The record is from RefSeq and is a predicted model, not a curated record.